Messenger RNA from Darwinula stevensoni, 1566 nucleotides. The record is from the annotation of a GenBank genome assembly. Lineage: Eukaryota; Metazoa; Arthropoda; Ostracoda; Podocopida; Darwinulidae.
GCUGGAUCUCGUCUCGUUCGCAUCGUCUCGCUCUCUCGUCUCUCGCUUCUGUUGAGCUCAAGGCUGACGUGAUUCCGUCAUGAUCACGUCCGGCGGUGCGAAUCAGUACCUCAGGCCCGAAUACCUCUCGCCCCUCCCCACCACGUUGGACGCCAAGAAGAGCCCCUUGGCACUCUUGGCCCAGACAUGCAGUCAGAUCGGGGCAGACAUGAGCAACAGCAAGCCCAUCAUUCCCCCGAUAGAGAAGAAGAAAGAUGGGGCGAGCUCCGGAGAUCGGAAGGGGAGGAAUGGCUCGCCCCAUAUCGAUCCGAAACGAUUGCCGGAAGACCAGUCCUCGACAUCCGGUGAGGAAGAGGGACGUCAACUGGAUGACGCCAACUAUCGAGCGUCACCUGACGGUAACAACAACAACAAAUCUUCGGCCGGAAGCCCAAAGGCCUCUGCGGCUGCACCGACGGAUCUCUCUUUCAAGUCUUCCUCCUCCGGCAAGGAUUCUCCGCGCGAGGACGGAGGUGGGAAGAGUUCGCCUGCCUCCAGUCGACAAUCCCCAUCCGCGAAGACCGCGGAUGCGUCCAUCACCUCCCCCUACAGUCGCCACCUGGGAUCCCUGGGUGGGUACAACGGUCUCGGCUUUUUUGGGUUCCCGACCGUGGAUACCAGCCUCCAUCGGAGCCUGGCCCCGUUCUCGCAGGGUUACAGUCCUCUUUUGAGUCCCUACGCCCGAUUGAAGACCGGGGACCUCGCCUGCCGAGAUCCAUACUGUACGGGGUGUCAAUUCAUGGGAGCGCAACUUCUUGCAGCCGCGGCUGCCGCCUCAUCCAACAACGGCUGUCCGCGAGACUGUACCCAAUGCGAGCGCCACAAGGCUGCAGCCGCCCCGACGCCAUCCAUCCUCGCCCACCGCCCCUACGUCUGCAACUGGAUCGUGGGUGAGACGUACUGUGGGAAGUGCUUUGCGUCGUCGGAAGAACUGCUGCAGCAUCUGCGGACCCACACGAGUCCUACCACCAGCGACAGUGCCGCGUCCUUGCCCCUCUUCCCUUCGCUCCACCAUUCGUUCAUGAAUAACCCCCUGUAUCGGUAUUCCCAGCUGAGCAUGGCUCGGUAUCACCCUUACGCGAAGCCCCCCGGUGUCGUGGCACCACCACCGCUGGCACCCCACCCAGCCCUGGGUUCCCUGUAUCCUCCCCUCAGCUUCUUCCCUCCCCGUUGAAUUACCGCCAUCGUGCGUAUAUUUGUGUACCCUCAUAUCAAGAUUGUGAUGUCGAGAGAGCACCAAAGGAAGCGAAGUGAGAAGGAAUUCUUGGCGAUUUCCUAGUCUUCGAUUCGCACGUUCCGUCGACGUCUGACGGAACUUGGAUGUGAUAAACCUCUUCUUUCUCAUUUCACCAACCGGAGAAGAAAAUUUGAAUGAAAUUCUUUUUCUGUCGUGUUUCCAUAUGACAAUCAAGACCUCUUUUGCUUGACGGGAUCACUUGUAGAUCGUUGUUGGAUUUCUUUCUGCCCUCAGUGCAAUAUUGUAAUCUCGAAGGAUAUUCCCUUAAUAAAACCUCACAUCUUAAAGGA